Molecule: messenger RNA, 807 nt
Organism: Salvia miltiorrhiza (redroot sage)
Lineage: Eukaryota; Viridiplantae; Streptophyta; Magnoliopsida; Lamiales; Lamiaceae
Exons: 3
Coding region: 1-807 (268 amino acids)
Source: RefSeq, a predicted model, not a curated record
AUGGAGAUAUCUUCAGGGGGCGAGGAGCUGUGGAUUAGGGUGGUGAGGUCUAUCCACGGGGAGGUGGGGAAUGGUAGGGAUACGAAAUUCUGGGUUGACAGGUGGGUGGGAGGAAAACCUUUGAGUUUUGCUUUCCCUAGACUCUUUCGGCUUUGUGAAAAUAUGAAUGCAUCUAUUGAAGAGUCGGGAAGGUGGGAGAAUGGGAGUUGGUUGUGGGAGCUUAAGUGGAGAAGGGAGUUAUUUGAUUGGGAGAAAGGGCUUCUUGAUGACUUGAUUAGGUGUAUCUCUGUUGGGUCUCCUUGUUCAGGUAUGAGCGACGAGUGGAGAUGGAAAGCGUCAAAGAAUGGGAAGUUUACGACUAAUUCGGCUUAUCAAAUCAUCGCAGCAAGCAGAGGAGAUUCACAUUCUAACCAACUGUCACAUGAGGUGUUAGCAAAGGUUUGGGAUGCGCCGGCUCCACACAAGGUGAAGGUGACAGCAUGGAGGUGCUUGAGGAAUAGACUUGCUACUUGUUGCAAUCUUUCCAAGAGACACGUUGAUCUUUCGGUCGAAGAAGCUUGGUGCAACUCCUGUAUUUUGAUAGAGGAGACAAAUGAACAUCUCUUCCUUACAUGUGGGAAAUCUGAACUGAUCUGGGAUGCCAUCCAAAAAUGGAUUGGCAUCAGCACAGCAAGACCAAAAGGUGUGGUGCAGCAUUUCUUGAUGUUCAGCCAUCUGGGAAGAGUUUCGAGACUUGGUGCUCUCCGGUUUUUUCUCUUUCUUCUUGUAUUAACUUUUAGGUACUUCUGGUACCAGCUUCAUGCUUAA